AUGGCCCAUAUUUCCCCAGCAGUGGUAAUAGACAAUGGUUCUUAUACAACCAAAGCAGGUUUUGCUCUGGAUGAUCUACCUUCACUCGUUUUCAACACAAAUUAUAUAUUGGACAAAUCCAUCAACAAGGUGAUUGUGGGAGAUGAUGAGAUGGACAAAAACUCACAGUCAGCAGUGUCCACAUUGCUAGAAGAUGGUAUAAUUUAUAAUUUUGAUAACAUCGCCCAUAAUUGGCGUUAUGUAUACGACAACAUAGAUAAUCAUAAUCUGAUAGAUGCCACUGAGUUCCCCUUAGUAAUGACUGAACAAUCAUGGAACACAAUGAAGGCAAAGGUGAAAACAUGUCAGAUUGUAUUUGAGGAGUUUGAAGUACCUUUGUUUAGUCUUGUCAAAAAUCCUUUGAGUCAAUUGUACCGGUGCGGCAAAUCAACAGGGUUGGUUAUUGAUGUUGGAUCGAGUGUGGCUAGUGUUACACCCAUAUUGGAUGGAGUAAUACAAACCAAAUGCUCCUUCCAUUCCAAAUAUGCUGGAGAUUUUCUCAACUUGCACAUUUUGAAUUACUUGAAAGGAAAGGUACAAUCUGUUGACGAAUUAUUGCCGGCUUCUUACAGAACUGCAUCAGAAUCAUUCAAGUCGUAUUACAUGUCAACUCAUGUGUUACAAGAAUACAAAAACCUAUCGUUGAAUUACCAAGUCACUAACCUUGAAGUUUACGAUCACAAGUUUUUGGAUGUAAGUGACCAACGAAAUUAUUUGGAAAACUUAUUUGAUCCUUACUUGAACAAGUUGCCAAAUAUCAACUUGCCUGAACCUUCACUUGACGUGCCAUCUUCUCAAGGAUUGACCAACUUGGUAUAUAUGGCCAUCAGAAGCCUUGAAGCUUCUUUAUUACCCAACAGCGACGACCCAAGAUCACAAUCGCAAAAUCGAUUCGCUAGAUUCAUGGAUAUUUUCAAGCAAUUAUUAUCCAAUGUUUUGGUCACUGGCGGUGCGUCAUUGGCUAGUGAGUUGCCUGAUCAUAUAAUCAACGACAUCAAGGCAUUGAUGCAAAAAUACUUCCCCACUUAUCCGUUUUCAUAUCAUGUUCAACAAAUUAGACCUACUCCAAACAACGAUAAUGCUGAUAUUUGGGAUAGACAGUUUGGAAGUUGGCUAGGCGCUUGUAAUUUGGCUAGUAUGUUGAAUGAGAGCGACGAGAAUUCAAGUAGUGCAAAAAUUGCUUUGGAUAAUUGGUUUAUCUCCAAAUCAGAUUACGAAGAAUUAGGAGAGGACUUGAUACUUGAAAAAUUCAAGUAG
This is a messenger RNA of Lodderomyces parapsilosis, 1296 nucleotides long. RefSeq lists its product as uncharacterized. The transcript has a single exon. Lineage: Eukaryota; Fungi; Ascomycota; Pichiomycetes; Serinales; Debaryomycetaceae. The record is from RefSeq and is a predicted model, not a curated record. Bases 1 to 1296 code for a protein of 431 amino acids.